This is a messenger RNA of Rubroshorea leprosula, 2214 nucleotides long. NCBI's taxonomy places the organism in Eukaryota, Viridiplantae, Streptophyta, Magnoliopsida, Malvales, Dipterocarpaceae. The record is from the annotation of a GenBank genome assembly.
CUGCAUGUAACUAUUUUAAAAUGCACUACAGAUUCAAAUCAUGAAUUUCUUUUCCCAAUACGUUCCACUUUAUCUUUGCUUCUCUCCUUCUGCAUGUAACCAAAGCCACAUACAUCCUCUGUUCAAACAUACGGUGCUGGUCAACUGAAAGAACAAUAUAAAAUUCCUUGUUCACACACGCAUCCCCUCAUAGAAAUGCUGCUCCUAUAAAUCCUAUCCAGAGCAAUUGUGAUUAAUUAGCAUAGCAGCAACAAAUGAAAAUGGUGGUGGCACAAAUUAGAGGUGGCCAAGGUGGCGUUGGGUGGAAGGAGAUGAGGGGAUUUGGCCUCCGGGUGAUAACCGGGCGGUGGUUCAUGGCCUUCACUUCGCUACUAAUCCAGGCGGUGGCCGGAGCAACAUACAUGUUUGGUUUGUACUCCACUGACAUUAAAACAUCAUUGGGGUAUGACCAAACUACCCUCAAUUUGUUGAGCUUCUCCAAGGACUUCGGAGGAAGUGUUGGGAUCAUUUCGGGACUCAUCAACGAAGUCACGCCGCCGUGGGUGGUUCUCUCCAUUGGAGCAAUCAUGAACUUCUUCGGCUACUUCAUGAUGUGGCUCGCAGUGACUGGCAGCAUUUCGAAGCCGCCGGUAUGGCAGAUGUGCAUGUACAUAUUCAUCGGUGCAAAUUCUCAAUCCUUCGCCAAUACAGGCGCUCUUGUCACCAGCGUCAAGAACUUCCCGGAAAGCAGAGGAAGCGUGUUGGGGCUGUUAAAGGGGUACGUCGGCCUCAGCGGCGCAAUCUUGACUCAGUUGUACCGUGCCUUCUACGGGGACAAUUCAAAAGCUCUGAUUUUGUUCAUUGCCUGGCUUCCGGCCGCGGUGUCCAUCAUUUUCCUCAGGACGAUUCGGAUAAUUAAGACCGUCCGGCAGGAAAAUGAGCUCAAAGUUUUCUAUCACCUCCUCUACGUUUCUCUGGGUCUCGCCGGAGUUCUCAUGGCCCUGAUUAUAAUACAGAACAGGCUGAAUUUUAUGAGAAUUGAGAACUCCAUAAGCGCUUCCGUUGUCGCCGUUCUGUUGUUCUCGCCGGUUGCUGUAGUCGUCAGAGAAGAAUUCAACCUCAUGAAAAACAAAAGACAAGCCCUGAAUGAUCUUCCUCAACUCAAAGUAGUGACUGAAAAAUCACCGCCUGCGGAGUUACGCGCGGCAACAGAGGCAGCGACGCCUCAAACAGAGAAGCACGUUUCCUGUUUGGAAAACGUUUUUAAGCCGCCAAACAGAGGCGAGGACUACACAAUCUUACAAGCGCUUUUCAGCAUCGACAUGUUGAUUCUGUUCGCCGUGACAACCUGCGGUGUCGGCGGAACACUUACAGCAAUCGACAAUUUGGGUCAGAUCGCAGCAUCUCAAGGCUACCCAAGGCACGCCACUACAACCUUCGUCUCCCUCGUUAGCAUAUGGAACUACCUCGGACGAGUAGUUUCUGGAUUUUCGUCAGAAGUGUUACUAACAAAAUACAAAAUCCCCCGGCCCCUGCUUCUCACGAUCGUGCUCCUCAUCUCCUGCGUCGGCCACCUCUUAAUCGCAUUUGCAGUCCCAAAUUCUCUGUAUUUCGCCUCUGUGAUCAUGGGAUUCUGCUUCGGAGCCCAGUGGCCGUUGGUGUUCGCCAUUAUUUCUGAGAUCUUCGGACUCAAGUACUACUCUACUCUGUACAAUUUCGGAGCAAUUGCCAGUCCGGUCGGACUUUAUAUUCUAAACGUGGCGAUAACCGGUAAAUUAUACGACGAAGAAGCUCGGAAGCAAUUGGAAGCUUUGGGGCGUAAUAGGAAAGAAUGGGAGGACUUGACGUGCACCGGCGUGCAGUGUUACAGAACGGCGUUCAUAAUGAUGACGGCCGUCUCAGUUUUCGGGUGCUUUGUUUCUUUGGUUCUGGUUCUCAGGACCAGGAAAUUUUACAAAAGUGAUAUUUACAAGAAAUUCAGGGAAGAUGCUACAGCGGCAGAAAUUGGCAUGACUUCCGGUGGAAAUGGCAGUGAAAGGGGAGUUCCGGCGGAGGAAGUUCAAACUAGAACUACUGCAGCUACUGCUGCCGCCACAACCACCAUUGUUGACUAACGGAAAGUAGCUGCUCUUGGUUUGAACGGUUUAAGGAUCUGCCACGAUUGGAAUGAGAUCUUCAUAUGACUUCUAGUGUAAAAAAAUAAAUAAAUAAUGGAAAUAUAUAUAGUAGGUACUU